This is a messenger RNA of Papilio xuthus (Asian swallowtail), 3058 nucleotides long. RefSeq lists its product as uncharacterized. NCBI's taxonomy places the organism in Eukaryota, Metazoa, Arthropoda, Insecta, Lepidoptera, Papilionidae. Gene Ontology annotation, molecular function: metal ion binding. The record is from RefSeq and is a predicted model, not a curated record. Bases 240 to 824 code for a protein of 194 amino acids. The transcript is spliced from 4 exons.
UCGUAAUGGCGCAUUUUUUCUUUUUACGAUUAUAAAAUUUUUCUAAUUUAUCAUCCGAUAUUUGUUGCUUUUCCGAUUUCAAUUUUGCAAUCAUCCUUGUAGUUAUUGGUAUUCUCAUAGUGGUAUUAAAUAAACAACGCUUUUUAACUUCAUAACACUGAUUGUCUGAAAACAUAAUCAAAUUAAGUUUCAUAUUACUGACUUUGCCGGCAUCCCUUUAAGACUUUUCAAGUGAUCUAAUGAAUUCACUAUUAGAUUACGGAUCUUCUUCAUCAAGUGAUACUGAGGAAGAUGAAACUGUUGAUGACGAAAAAUACAAUAAGGAUGAAUCAAAGCCUAAACUCCCUAAACCGACCCUCGGUGAAAAUAGUCUUCAAACUUCAGUUUUUUCAAAUCCAUUUGCUCAGGCUGAGUUAGCAAAAGCUGCUAUACUGGAGAAACAUGUAAAAAUGAUUCCAGGUAAAGACAAUAUGCAGAUGAUAAACGGAAGAAAGAUCUGCUGGAACUAUAGAAAGGGCAGAUGUCGAUUUGGUCACAACUGCAAAUAUGGACAUGAUUCGGACAUACUUAAAACAGAUGAAGAGCUACAUGCAGAGAAACAGAAAUUAAAAACUGUGGUAUGUGAAGGUGCGGGAACAAUGUCAUCGGCACCACCACCACAAGUUAUAAUUGAAGCAUCAUCAACUGAUGAUGAUGUUUGGGAAGGUGGAGCUGGUAAGAAGAAGAAGCGACCAGGACUAACCACUGGACUGGUGCCAGGAAAAAAGGUUAUUAAGAUGUACAAGGAACAAAAACUGAAAGAUGCGAUAAAGAAAGGAGUAUAACAUAUUAUAUACAUAUUGAUAUAAAAUCUUGACAAAUAGUUUGAAAUUAUCAUAACAAUGUUAAUCUUUGAAUAAAAUGCCCGUAGGUGUAAUAGUUUCCCAUGUUAACUUAUCACUUCAAGAUCUUACUCUUUCCAUUAUGUUUAAAAUAAUAUUCCAAUUUCAAAUGUUUUGCAUUCCUUUGUUACUGUAGGUUUUAAUUGCAGACACUUGUAUAGAUAUAAAUUGUACUCUGUUUUGACAGAGUAUGUAACAGUGCCAGACAAGGAUAUCUGCCCGAUGAGUAGAAGUUAAACUAUUAUACAACAGCUCACUACCUCUACAGCCACCCUGUGAACAUCAACAAAGUGUCACAAGUUCCUUUUCAUACUCAAGCUGUCAUGUCAUGUUUCUUUUUUGUAUUGUUGACUAAAUAGUCAAAGGAGGAUAUCAGAGCUGUUGAAAAGUGAUACUGCUCUGGUUAAUUCUGUUACAAAAUGUGUAAAAUUUACAGACAUAGAUGACAUAAAAGACAUGACAUGUUUUUGUGACACUUUCUUGACAUUGACAAGGGACAGGCAGUGAGCUGUCAUAAUAUAGUUUGAUUUAAGCCCAUUGGGCUAGAUAUCCUUGUCAGUCUAUACAAAUAGGUGUUUAAUUGCAUCAAUUAUGUUAUCAUAAUAUUUAAGCAUAUUGUUAAAGUUACAAUUAAGUCUCCACCUAUCUGACAGUUCUUAGGAUUUAUUCUUUGUGUACCUGUAGUAUACAUCUCUUUCAGAUUUGAAAGUUGUUGAAUAGGGUGUUUAUUUGUAAGCCCAUAGAAAAUAAAAACAUUUAUAGAUCAAUCUACGUUUAUUUACUCAAGUGGAAUGUGUUUGAUGUUUUAUAUUUCAAAGAUUUAUUUCUUGCCAAGAAUAUAAAUAAAAGUCAAUAUAUCAUUGCAUGUAUUUUUUAUUAGGAAAUGACGCAAAAAACAUGCAGCAAUUAGCCCAUAAGGCUUUUAAUGGCACUAUGUCGUGUUUUUCACUGAUAUACUGAACAGACAAAAUGCAGAAGACUUAAAAUAUUUAAUUUGAUUAAAAGUUCUUUUAAAGUUUGAGAGAAAAUUAAGAUUUUACUUAUGCUAUGACAAUUGAAAAAGCAAACAAAGGAUCACUUUCACUGUUUUUAUGUUAUAAAAUAAACGACAUUAACAAUUGUUGUUAAUCGACAUAUUUUAAAUGUUGUGUUACACAAGUACAACUUUUUAAGGUUUUGCUUCUACGAUUUCACUACAAAGGUACAUAAUGAUAUCACUACAUUAAGCACAGCCAUUAAAAUUAUGUCCGAAGAUAAUAAAACCGAACCUGCGGAAAUAUUAUAGAAAGGCGCAAAUACACUCGGAACGAACUGGUCGAUCCCAGCAGAAAACAUGAAAUACAAUAUUUUGCUGUGCUAAUAAAUAUAAAUUUAAUUGAUGCACUAAAAAUAGUGAUUUAUUUCAUUCUUUACAUCAAUACACAGAAAUAAUCCAUACAUUUUUCUAAUGAUUAAAAAUAGCAAUGAUAAAAAUUAAAAUAAGUACAUUCAAAAUCAUAUUUAUUUGCAGUCACAAAAUUCAUUACCUAAUUUUUUGAUAAGUUUUAUUGUUGCCAUCUUUAGCGAAAACAGAUUUGCUCCACUACAACAUACAUAAAACAACGCGGACAAACUACAGUCACUAUGACGCUACAACAUCAAGAUCUUUAAAUUUUUAUUUCUAAUCAAUAAUGCAUGAAAUCGAUUGGCCUCAGCUAGCAAUAAAUAUAUUUUAAGAAUAAAAACUCCAUAAGAGAAUAUUUUACCAACUUAUAAAUAAAAUCAUUGUUAAAUUCAUCUAGUGUUGUAGUUUCAAUGCAACAACGCUUAUUUUAAAUAUUGCGUUUAUUAAGUACUAUGACAGGUAUAUGCGAAAUACAUUGAAUACAAUACUGUGUAAAGGCACAAACAAUAUAAACGAGUUUACAUCUCGAUAUUGCAAUCUUUUAGUUUUGCACGGCGCAGUGUUUUAUACAUAAUAAUUCAGGAAAAUAUAAAAAUAGAUUUUAUUUGACUUUUACAAAAUUACACGAAUAUACAAUUGCAUGAAACUGAUCGAAUUGCAAUAGCGGUAUCGUAGUUAUUUACUAGACACGAUUUUUUUCACUUUAUUUAACCUUAACUUCUAUAAAAUUUUCAUGUGUAUAUUGAAACAUUAUGAAGAGGAAUUUUAUAAAGUCGUAAUUCUAGAAUACAUU